Otolemur garnettii (small-eared galago) is the source of this 5815-nucleotide messenger RNA. RefSeq names its product nuclear receptor coactivator 1 (gene NCOA1). The transcript has 14 exons. Lineage: Eukaryota; Metazoa; Chordata; Mammalia; Primates; Galagidae. The coding region runs from base 178 to 3426 and encodes 1082 amino acids. Gene Ontology annotation, cellular component: nucleus. Gene Ontology annotation, molecular function: nuclear receptor binding. Gene Ontology annotation, biological process: positive regulation of transcription by RNA polymerase II; cellular response to hormone stimulus. The record is from RefSeq and is a predicted model, not a curated record.
GCUGUCAUAAUGUAAACUUUCAUUCUUUGUGCAGGUAAAAUCAUCUCUAUUGAUACUAGUUCCCUGCGAGCUGCUGGCAGAACUGGCUGGGAAGAUUUAGUGAGGAAGUGCAUUUAUGCUUUUUUCCAACCUCAGGGCAGAGAGCCUUCUUAUGCCAGACAACUAUUUCAAGAAGUGAUGACUCGUGGCACUGCCUCCAGCCCAUCCUAUAGAUUCAUAUUGAAUGAUGGGACAAUGCUUAGCGCCCACACCAAGUGUAAACUUUGCUACCCUCAAAGUCCAGACAUGCAACCUUUCAUCAUGGGAAUUCAUAUCAUCGACAGGGAACACAGUGGACUUUCUCCUCAAGAUGACACUAAUUCUGGAAUGACAAUACCCCGAGUAAACCCCUCAGUCAAUCCUAAUAUCUCUCCAGCUCAUGGUGUGGCUCGUCCAGCCACAUUGCCACCAUCCAACAACAGCAUGGUAUCCACCAGGGUAAACCGCCAACAGAGCUCAGACCUUCAUAGCAGCGCUCACAGUAAUUCUGGCAACAGUCAAGGGAAUUUCGGAUGCUCACCUGGAAAUCAGAUUGUAGCCAAUGUUGCCUUAAAUCAAGGACAGGCCAGUUCCCAGAGCAGUAAUCCCUCUUUAAACCUCAGUAAUUCUCCAAUGGAAGGUACAGGAAUGUCCCUAGCACAGUUCAUGUCUCCAAGGAGACAGGUUACUUCUGGAUUAGCAGCAAGGCCCAGGAUGCCAAACAGUUCAUUCCCUCCUAAUAUUUCGACAUUAAGCUCUCCUGUUGGCAUGACAAGUAGUGCCUGUAAUACUAGUAACCGAUCUUAUUCAAACAUCCCAGUAACAUCUUUACAGGGUAUGAAUGAAGGACCCAAUAAUUCUGUUGGCUUCUCUGCUAGUUCUCCAGUCCUCAGGCAGAUGAGCUCGCAGAAUUCACCAGGCAGAUUAAAUAUACAACCAGCAAAAGCUGAGUCCAAAGAUAACAAAGAGAUUGCAUCCAUUUUAAAUGAAAUGAUUCAAUCUGACAACAGCUCUAGUGAUGGCAAACCUCUGGAUUCAGGGCUUCUGCAUAACAAUGACAGACUGUCAGAUGGAGACAGUAAAUACUCUCAAACCAGUCACAAACUAGUGCAGCUUUUGACGACAACUGCCGAACAGCAGUUACGACAUGCGGAUAUAGACACAAGUUGCAAAGACGUGUUGUCUUGCACAGGCACUUCCAACUCUGCCUCUGCUAACUCUUCAGGAGGUUCUUGCCCUUCUUCUCAUAGCUCACUGACAGAGAGGCAUAAAAUUCUGCACCGGCUUUUACAGGAGGGUAGCCCCUCAGAUAUCACCACUUUGUCUGUCGAGCCUGAUAAAAAGGACAGUGCAUCUACUUCUGUGUCCGUAACUGGACAGGUACAAGGGAACUCCAGUAUAAAACUAGAACUGGAUGCUUCAAAGAAAAAAGAAUCAAAGGACCAUCAGCUCCUACGCUACCUUUUAGAUAAAGAUGAGAAAGAUUUAAGAUCAACUCCAAACCUGAGCCUGGAUGAUGUAAAGGUAAAAGUGGAAAAGAAAGAACAGAUGGAUCCUUGCAACACAAACCCAACCCCAAUGACCAAACCUGCUCCUGAGGAAAUUAAACUGGAGUCCCAAAGCCAGUUUUCAGCUGACCUUGACCAGUUUGAUCAGUUACUGCCCACUCUGGAGAAGGCAGCACAGUUGCCAGGCUUAUGUGAGACAGACAGGAUGGAUGGUGCAGUCACCAACGUAGCCAUCAAAUCAGAGAUCCUGCCAACUUCACUACAGUCCACCACUGCCAGACCCACUUCCAGGCUAAAUAGAUUACCUGAGCUGGAAUUGGAAACAAUUGAUAACCAGUUUGGACAACCAGGAACAGGUGAUCAGAUUCCAUGGACAAAUAAUACAGUGACAGCUGUAAACCAGAAUAAACCAGAAGACCAGUGUAUUAGUUCACAAUUAGAUGAGCUUCUCUGUCCGCCAACAACAGUAGAAGGAAGAAAUGAUGAGAAGGCUCUUCUUGAACAGCUGGUCUCCUUCCUCAGUGGCAAAGAUGAAACUGAGCUAGCUGAACUAGACAGAGCCCUGGGAAUUGACAAACUUGUUCAGGGAGGUGGACUAGAUGUAUUAUCAGAGAGAUUUCCACCACAACAAGCAACACCACCUUUGAUGAUGGAAGAAAGACCCAACCUUUAUUCCCAGCCUUACUCUUCUCCUUCUCCUACUGCCAAUCUCCCUAGCCCUUUCCAAGGCAUGGUCAGGCAAAAACCUUCACUGGGGACUAUGCCUGUUCAAGUAACACCUCCCCGAGGUGCUUUUUCACCUGGCAUGGGCAUGCAGCCCAGGCAAACCCUAAACAGACCUCCAGCUGCACCUAACCAGCUUCGACUUCAACUACAACAGCGAUUACAGGGACAGCAGCAGUUGAUACACCAGAAUCGGCAAGCUAUCUUAAAUCAGUUUGCAGCAACUGCUCCUGUUGGCAUAAACAUGAGAUCAGGCAUGCAGCAGCAAAUUACACCCCAGCCACCCUUGAACGCUCAAAUGUUGGCACAGCGUCAGCGGGAGUUGUAUAGUCAGCAGCACCGACAGAGGCAGCUAAUACAACAGCAAAGAGCCAUGCUCAUGAGGCAGCAAAGCUUUGGGAACAAUCUUCCCCCCUCAUCUGGACUGCCAGUUCAAAUGGGGAACCCCCGUCUUCCUCAGGGUGCUCCACAGCAAUUCCCCUAUCCACCAAACUAUGGUACAAAUCCAGGAACCCCACCAGCUUCUACCAGCCCAUUUUCACAGCUAGCAGGAAAUCCUGAGGCAUCUCUGGCCAACCGCAACAGCAUGGUGAACAGAGGCAUGACAGGAAACAUGGGAGGACAGUUUGGCACUGGAAUCAAUCCUCAGAUGCAACAGAACGUCUUCCAGUAUCCGGGAUCAGGAAUGGUUCCCCAAGGUGAGGCCAACUUUGCUCCAUCUCUAAGCCCUGGGAGCUCCAUGGUGCCGAUGCCAAUCCCUCCUCCUCAGAGCUCUCUGCUCCAGCAAACUCCGCCUGCCUCUGGAUAUCAGUCACCGGAUAUGAAGGCCUGGCAGCAAGGAGCAAUAGGAAAUAGCAAUGUGUUCAGUCAAGCUGUCCAGAACCAACCCACACCUGCACAGCCAGGAGUGUACAACAAUAUGAGCAUCACCGUGUCCAUGGCAGGUGGAAACACAAAUGUUCAGAACAUGAACCCAAUGAUGGGCCAGAUGCAGAUGAGCUCUUUGCAGAUGCCAGGAAUGAACACUGUGUGCCCUGAACAGAUAAGUGAUCCAGCACUGAGACACACAGGCCUCUACUGCAACCAGCUCUCAUCUACUGACCUUCUCAAAACAGAAGCAGAUGGAACCCAGGACAAGAAGACAGAAGAGUUCUUCUCUGUGGUGACUACAGACUAGAGGAAUGCUCUACAGGUGCAACAGGUUCAGGUGUUUGCUGACGUCCAGUGUACAGUGAAUCUGGUAGGCGGGGACCCUUACCUGAACCAGCCUGGUCCACUGGGAACUCAAAAACCCACGUCAGGACCACAGACCCCCCAGGCCCAGCAGAAGAGCCUCCUUCAGCAGCUACUGACUGAAUAACCACUUUUAAAGGAAUGUGAAAUUUAAAUAAUAGACAUACAGAGAUAUACAAAUAUAUUAUAUAUUUUUCUGAGAUUUUUGAUAUCUCAAUCUGCAGCCAUUCUUCAGGUCGUAGCAUUUGGAGCAAAAAAAAAAAAAAUUUUAAAAAAAGUUCAUUUUUGUUGGGAGAUUGAAAGAUGUUUUUGUUUCUUUCUUUGUAAAAGCCUUGGAUAUUGAAAAAAAUUACAAGGCAGAACAGUUGGACAAUCUAUUUCUUGAGCCAAAUUUAAUUAUUCUUAUUUUUAUAAUCAGUCAUUGGCUUCUUAUCUGGAUGAAGGCUUCUGGAGGAGAACCAAAAGGACAAGUUUCCAGAGGAAGAUGAAGCUCCGCCUCUGCCGCUCAGUCCCAGCCCUGCCCAGGAAGGAGGGCAUGUGGGGCUUUGCCUGUGCCUGGCCACCAAAGGCUGUCAUGUUUCUCGAAAUCAACAGCCCUUCCCUCUCCCGCCCCCAGGCGACUCGUGUGUACAAUCAGCUUCUUCUAGCAACUCUGUAUCUGUUGGCUUCAAGAGAAUAUUUUGCCUCCACAUAUGUACCCCUUCUCCUUUUUUUAAAGAUGGAUUUAAACCAAGAUGCCUCCAGGAAAGAGGAUGGAAUGAGUAUAUUCACAGAGGAAUCCAAAAAAUACAAUUUGGGGGAAAAUGCAAUAAUUUUUGAUGAGAUGGGUGAAGGACAAGAAGAGAUUUCCGUCAAUUAUUGUAGAUAUAAUUUUCUGAUUAAAUCUAGGGAGAAAAAAAGCAGCCUGUUCUUUCUGCUUUUAUUAUAUUAACAGCUGAGGUAGCUAAAGUUAUUUAAAAUAAAAUUAAAUUUAUGAUACAAGUAGCUUAUUUUUCCCUUUAAAUCUGUCUGUAAAUGCAUUUGAUUUCUUGUAGAAAUUGAUUUCUUUCUGUUUAAUUUUAUGCUUUUAUUAUACUCUUGAUUUUUCUAAAUUUGUGCGUGAAAUAUAACAUUGAUUGAAUUGCAGUUCCAUUUGGCUAGUACUAUUUUGUUAUUUUAAUAACUGUGACACGAAGUAUGGAUUUAUUUUGGGUUCAAAUCGAAAUGCCCCUAACAGAAAGAGCUGUUCCAGAAAGAGCUGAGCUAGAGCGUACUGCUCUAGAGUGUCCCUGGGAUCAUCUGAUCAGAAGUACACAGGCUACUUGUACAGAGAAAAAUUAGUACUCAAAAUCUUCUUUUUUUUCGAUUGACUUUGGGAAUUUGAAUUUUCUUCAGUACAAAUAUAAAUUUCUGUACCCUGCUCUGAGGCUAAUUGGUACCUUUAUUUUCCCUUUGUGUCUUGUCAUCCUGCCGCAUCCCAUCUCAUCCUGGCCUCUGAGUCAAGGACCCAGUGAACUGACUUUCUAGUUCUAGAAGUUCCACUGCAAGGCCAGGAAAUCUUGAGAAAGGUGUUGUGGAAGAAGCAAAGGUAGACGCUCGUCACUCACCUUCCUCUGCAUCCCUGGGCCUGUGGAGCAUGACAGUGUCCUACGUUCUACACCAGCUACCUCUGCUUCCGUGGCAGAGAAGAGGCCAUAAGAAAUAUCAGUGGAAGAGGAGCGUGGACUCAGACUUCAAGGAAGAAGCCAUUUUCCCAGGUCCUUCCUUCUGCAUCUCACCACCCCUAGUUAACAGAUAACUUCAUUGAACAGCAUCUAUUCAGAAACUAUACUGAAUAAAAAGAUUGGUGGAAGGGCUCAUGUGGGUAGCAACUAUGAAACAGAAAUAGGACACUCAGUUACAAACAUUAUUUCUUUUAGUUUUUCAGAAAAUGCAUCCCUGAAUUCAUUCAUUUCCAGCUUGAAAGCCCAGCCAUAUUCUAGUCCCUACCAAACUGCUCUAGAAGGUCAUUUCCAUUUUGUUCGUGAUACUUAAACGUGCAGACUUCAGGAAGUUCACCUUUAACUUCAGCAUUCCAGAUGAAGUUUCCUGACUCAGUGCUUUUGCAUAAGGAACUAGAAAAGGAAGUGGUAAGGAAAAUUGGAGAUGCUAACAUCCUCCCCCAUCCCAACUGCACCUUAAGAUAUGCAUGUCACCUUCAAGGUUUUAUAAUUGCACUGUUUGUUUUAUGUAUGUACAGAUUAAAAUUAUUGCUACAUUUGAAGAAAAUAAAAUUGCUUGCUUCUAUGUAAUUCCUGUCAUUCCACAGGAAGUUUACUUUUCCAGCUACUGAAUAGAAUUUGUUUAACAACCUC